ACCCGGGAAGCGGAGGGCUGCGGGCUCGGCGAGAGGCGGCGGCGGCGGCGGCCGCUGCUCCUUCGGCCCAGGAGGGAGGUCGGCGAUCGCCGGGCGUCAGAGGGGGCGCCGAGUCCCCGGAGCCUGGGCUGCCCGCCGGGCUCUCAGUGAGCCUCCCUGAGAGCUCCGGCCGGGGCGCGGCGGAGGGCAGAGCCGCCGGUCUCCAUCCUCCGGCCGGCAGGAGGCUCCGCGCCCGGGCGCGGGCCACAGCCCGCAUCGCGGAGCCCAGCACCCGCCCCUGCUGCCCCGCGGCCGGCGCGGACAUGGGCGCUCCAGGCUGCUCGCCCGGCUCCGGGACCCGCAAAGUUUGCUAGCCGGCUGGGCGCUGAGCCCAGGGCGCGCCCGGCCCCCGCGCCCCGGGAGGGGACCCGGAGUCUCCGGAUUAGGCGCGAGGGCGGUGUAGCCCAGAGGGGUGGCUCGGCCCCGCCAGAUGCCGCCUGCAAAGUUAGAGAGAAGAAAACUUCAGCUCCAGGGAGAUUCGGACCGCUAUGCUCACCGCGCCCCCUGAAACCGGCGCCCCUAAAAGAACCCCCGCACCCGCGUCUGCCGCGGCGCUCGGCCCGGGCCGGGUCUCGGGGGCCUGGCGCCUGGAACGGCGGUGACUGCGUUGGCCGGGAGAACCCCACCAGGGGGCGGGGAGGGGGCGGGGGGCGGGCAACGUGGCCAAGGGAGGAAGUUUCCUGAAGUUGUCAGUUUAUUCCGGAGCUCGGCCGGCGACCCGGCCAGAUCGCAGAGGCCGCCCUGCCUGGGUCAAGUCGGAGUUGGGGUGCUCCAGGGAGAGAGGCGCCCUAAUUGGAGAGGACGGCUUGGCCUCUUUCUGCCUUCUCGCUCCUUGCCUUCCGGGAGCGCUGACGGGCCCGGACUAGGACAGAAGAGGAGGAGGAAAGGUUGGGGUGGCCAGCGCUGCCCCUCCCGGGCUUAUUACGCCCGGGGCGUGGAGCCGCGUAAACUGACUGUCUCCCGGGACAGAGCCACGAGGUACCGGACCCCACUAGGAUUAUAAAACAGGGCGGAGGGAAGGGAGACCUCGAGGAUCCCGCUCCAGGUUGGUCACCAUGUGGGGGCUUUGGAUCUGGACGCUGCUGGCUCUGCAUCAGAUCCGCGCGGCCGGAGCCCAAGAUGACGUGUCCCCGUAUUUCAAGACAGAGCCUGUGCGGACACAGGUGCACCUGGAAGGAAACCGCCUGGUGCUCACGUGCAUGGCCGAGGGCAGCUGGCCGCUGGAGUUCAAGUGGCUCCACAACAACAGGGAGCUGACCAAGUUCUCCCUGGAAUACAGAUACAUGAUCACCAGCCUGGACCGCACCCAUGCUGGCUUCUACCGUUGCAUCGUGCGGAACCGGAUGGGGGCCCUGCUGCAGCGGCAGACUGAAGUCCAGGUGGCCUACAUGGGGAGCUUUGAAGAGGGGGAGAAGCACCAGAGCGUCUCCCACGGAGAAGCAGCUGUCAUCCGUGCCCCACGCAUCGCCAGCUUCCCCCGGCCGCAGGUGACCUGGUUCCGGGAUGGCCGCAAGAUCCCGCCCAGCAGCCGCAUAGCCAUCACGCUGGAGAACACCCUUGUCAUCCUGUCAACGGUGGCUCCCGACGCAGGUCGCUACUAUGUUCAGGCUGUUAACGACAAGAACGGGGAUAACAAGACCAGCCAGCCCAUCACGCUCGCCGUGGAGAAUGUAGGGGGACCUGCAGACCCCAUCGCACCCACCAUCAUCAUCCCACCUAAAAACACCAGCGUGGUGGCCGGGACCUCGGAGGUUACCUUGGAGUGUGUGGCCAACGCCAGGCCCCUGAUCAAGCUGCACAUCAUUUGGAAGAAGGACGGGGUGUUGCUGUCAGGCGGCAUCAGCGACCACAACCGCCGGCUCACCAUCCCCAACCCCACCGCCAGCGACGCGGGCUACUAUGAGUGUGAGGCUGUCCUGCGCAGCAGCAGCGUCCCUUCUGUGGUCCGGGGUGCCUACCUCUCCGUGCUGGAACCACCUCAGUUUGUCAAAGAGCCAGAAAGACACAUCACUGCAGAGAUGGAGAAAGUGGUGGACAUCCCCUGUCGGGCCAAAGGUGUGCCACCACCCUCCAUCAGCUGGUACAAGGAUGCCGCAGUGGUGGAGGUGGAGAAGCUGGCCCGCUUCCGGCAGCGCAGCGAUGGGGGCCUGCAGAUCAGUGGCCUGGUGCCCGACGACACCGGCAUGUUCCAAUGCUUUGCCCGCAAUUCGGCCGGCGAGGUGCAAACUUCCACCUACCUAGCUGUCACCAGCAUCGCCCCCAACAUCACCAGAGGCCCCCUGGACAGCACGGUGAUCGAUGGCAUGUCAGUGGUGCUAGCAUGUGAGACCUCGGGGGCGCCCCGGCCAGCUAUCACUUGGCAGAAAGGGGAACGCAUCUUGGCCAGCGGCUCCGUGCAGCUGCCUCGCUUCACGCCCCUGGAGUCAGGCAGCCUUCUCAUCAGCCCCACACACAUCUCCGAUGCGGGGACCUACACCUGCCUGGCAACCAACUCUCGGGGGGUCGACGAGGCCUCGGCAGACCUAGUUGUUUGGGCCCGGACCCGCAUCACCAAGCCGCCCCAGGACCAGAGCGUCAUCAAGGGCACCCAGGCCUCCAUGGUGUGUGGAGUGACCCACGACCCCCGGGUGACCAUCAGGUAUGUCUGGGAGAAGGACGGAGCCACCCUGGGCAUGGAGAGCAAUCCCCGUAUCCGCCUGGAUAGAAACGGCUCCCUGCACAUCUCACAGACGUGGUCGGGAGACAUCGGCACAUACACGUGCCGGGUGAUCUCAGCGGGAGGCAACGACUCUCGCAGUGCCCACCUGCGAGUCAGGCAACUGCCCCACGCGCCCGAGCACCCGGUGGCCACACUCAGCACUGUGGAGAGGCGAGCCAUCAACCUGACGUGGGCCAAGCCAUUUGACGGCAACAGCCCCCUGAUCCGCUACGUCCUGGAGAUGUCGGAGAACAAUGCCCCCUGGACUGUACUCCUGGCCAGUGUGGACCCCAAAGCUACCUCAGUGACAGUCAAGGGCUUGGUUCCUGCACGCUCCUACCAAUUCCGUCUCUGUGCCGUGAACGACGUGGGGAAAGGACAAUUCAGCAAAGACACUGAGAGGGUCUCCCUGCCCGAGGAGCCCCCGACGGCCCCUCCGCAGAACGUCAUCGCCAGUGGUCGCACCAACCAGUCCAUCAUGAUCCAGUGGCAGCCACCUGCUGAGAGCCACCAGAAUGGAAUUCUCAAGGGCUACAUCAUCAGGUACUGCCUGGCCGGGCUGCCUGUGGGCUACCAAUUUAAGAACAUCACGGAUGCUGAUGUGAACAACCUGCUGCUGGAGGACCUCAUCAUUUGGACCAACUACGAGAUCGAGGUGGCUGCUUACAACAGCGCUGGGCUGGGCGUCUACAGCAGUAAAGUCACGGAAUGGACGCUGCAGGGAGUUCCCACCGUCCCUCCAGGCAAUGUGCACGCGGAAGCCACCAAUUCCACGACCAUCCGCUUCACCUGGAACGCCCCCAGCCCUCAGUUCAUCAACGGCAUUAACCAGGGCUACAAGCUGAUUGCCUGGGAGCCGGAGCAGGAAGAGGAGGUUACCAUGGUGACCGCCCGGCCUAACUUUCAAGACAGCGUCCAUGUGGGCUUCGUGUCUGGCUUGAAGAAGUUCACCGAGUACUUCACCUCGGUGCUGUGUUUCACCACCCCUGGAGACGGGCCACGCAGCACCCCGCAGCUGGUGCGCACCCAUGAGGAUGUGCCUGGCCCUGUCGGACACCUGAGCUUCAGUGAUAUCCUGGACACAUCGCUGAAAGUCAGCUGGCAAGAGCCGGGAGAGAAAAAUGGCAUCCUCACAGGGUACCGGAUCUCCUGGGAGGAGUAUAACCGAACCAACACCCGUGUGACCCACUACCUACCCAACGUGACCCUGGAGUACCGCGUCACGGGCCUCACCGCACUCACCACCUACACCAUUGAGGUGGCCGCCAUGACCUCAAAGGGGCAGGGCCAGGUGUCGGCCUCCACCAUCUCCUCUGGGGUGCCCCCAGAACUCCCAGGGCCCCCCACCAACCUGGGCAUCUCCAACAUCGGUCCCCGAUCUGUGACCUUGCAGUUCAGACCAGGCUAUGAUGGGAAAACCUCCAUCUCCCGCUGGCUGGUGGAAGCCCAGGUAGGUGUGGUCGGGGAGGGAGAGGAGUGGCUGCUGAUUCACCAGCUCUCCAACGAGCCUGAUGCCCGAUCCAUGGAGGUGCCUGACCUCAACCCCUUCACCUACUACAGCUUCCGUAUGCGCCAAGUGAAUAUCGUGGGCACCAGCCCCCCCAGUCAGCCUUCUAGAAAGAUCCAGACUCUGCAGGCACCCCCUGACAUGGCUCCAGCCAACGUGUCUCUGCGAACAGCCAGUGAGACCAGCCUGUGGCUGCGCUGGAUGCCUCUCCCGGAGAUGGAAUACAAUGGGAACCCGGAGUCCGUGGGCUACAAAAUCAAGUACAGCCGGUCAGACGGUCAUGGCAAGACGCUGAGCCACGUGGUGCAGGAUCGUGUGGAGCGGGAGUACACCAUCGAGGACCUAGAGGAGUGGACGGAGUACCGUGUCCAGGUCCAGGCCUUCAACGCCAUUGGGAGCGGGCCCUGGAGCCAGACGGUGAUGGGCAGGACCCGGGAGUCAGUCCCCUCUUCCGGCCCCACCAAUGUGUCUGCACUGGCCACCACCUCCAGCAGCAUGCUGGUGCGCUGGAGCGACGUCCCUGAGGCUGAUCGCAAUGGACUUGUGCUAGGCUACAAGGUGAUAUAUAAGGAGAAGGACUCAGAUGCCCAGCCCCGAUUCUGGCUGGUGGAAGGCAACUCAUCUCGCAGUGCCCAGCUCACCGGCCUGGGCAAAUACGUGCUCUACGAGGUCCAGGUUCUGGCCUUCACUCGCAUCGGAGACGGCCGCCCCAGCCACCCUCCCAUCUUGGAGCGGACACUGGAUGACGUCCCAGGACCACCCAUGGGCAUUCUGUUUCCGGAGGUGCGGACCACAUCUGUGCGGCUGAUCUGGCAACCCCCUGCUGCCCCCAACGGCAUCAUUCUUGCUUACCAGAUCACACACCGGCUCAACACCACCACGGCCAACACCGCCAUGGUGGAGGUGCUGGCACCCAGUGCCCGCCAGUACACAGCCACAGGCCUCAAGCCAGAGUCUGUCUACCUGUUCCGCAUAACGGCCCAGACGAGAAAGGGCUGGGGAGAGGCUGCCGAGGCCUUGGUGGUGACCACUGAGAAGAGAGACCGCCCGCAGCCCCCCAGCAGACCAGUGGCACAGCAGGAGGAUGUGAGAGCACGCAGUGUGCUGCUGUCCUGGGAGCCCGGGAGCGAUGGGCUCUCCCCUGUGCGCUACUACACCAUCCAGACCCGUGAGCUGCCCAGUGGCAGGUGGGCACUGCACUCGGCCUCCGUCAGCCACAACGCUUCCAGCUUCAUUGUGGACAGGCUUAAGCCCUUCACGUCCUACAAGUUCCGAGUGAAGGCAACCAAUGACAUUGGUGACAGCGAGUUCAGUGAGGAGUCGGAGUCACUGACCACCCUGCAGGCCGCCCCUGAUGAAGCGCCCACCAUCCUCUCAGUGACGCCCCACACCACCACCUCCGUGCUAAUCCGAUGGCAGCCACCAGCUGAGGACAAGAUCAACGGCGUCCUCCUGGGCUUCCGGAUCCGGUACCGGGAGCUGCUCUAUGAAGGACUGAGGGGCUUCACGCUUCGAGGCAUCAACAACCCGGGGGCUACAUGGGCCGAGCUUACCUCCAUGUACUCCAUGCGGAACCUGAGCCGGCCCAGCCUCACGCAGUACGAGCUGGACAACCUGAACAAGCACAGGCGGUACGAGAUACGAAUGAGUGUGUACAAUGCCGUGGGCGAGGGGCCCUCCAGCCCCCCACACGAGGUCUUUGUGGGGGAGGCAGUGCCCACAGCAGCACCUCGUAAUGUGGUCGUCCACGGUGCCACGGCCACGCAGCUGGACGUGACUUGGGAACCACCUCCGCUGGACAGCCAGAAUGGAGACAUCCAGGGGUACAAGAUUUAUUUCUGGGAAGCCCAGCGGCAGAACCUCACAGAGCGGGUGAAGACGCUUUUCCUGGCUGAGAACAGUGUGAAGCUCAAGAACUUGACCGGUUACACUGCCUACAUGGUCAGCGUGGCUGCCUUUAACGCCGCUGGGGAUGGGCCUCGGAGCACCCCCACCCAAGGGCAGACCCAGCAAGCAGCCCCCAGCGCUCCCAGCUCGGUCCAGUUCAGCGAGCUGACCACAACCUCCGUGAACGUGUCCUGGGAAGCUCCGCAGUUCCCCAACGGCAUCCUGGAGGGCUAUCGGCUGGUAUACGAGCCCUGCAGCCCCGUGGACGGAGUCAGCAAGAUCGUGACAGUGGACGUGAAGGGGAACAGCCCCCUGUGGUUGAAGGUGAAGGACCUGGCGGAGGGGGUGACCUACCGGUUCCGCAUCAGAGCCAAGACCUUCACCUACGGGCCGGAGAUCGAAGCCAACGUCACCACGGGCCCCGGAGAAGGUGCUCCAGGACCACCUGGCGUGCCCAUCAUUGUGCGGUACAGCUCCGCCAUCGCCAUCCACUGGUCCAGCGGAGACCCGGGCAAAGGGCCCAUCACUCGCUACGUCAUCGAGGCGAGGCCUUCAGAUGAGGGACUAUGGGACAUCCUAAUCAAAGACAUCCCCAAGGAGGUGAGCUCCUACACAUUCAGCAUGGACAUCCUGAAGCCGGGCGUGAGCUAUGACUUCCGGGUCAUCGCGGUCAAUGACUAUGGCUUUGGCACCCCCAGCAGCCCCUCCCAGUCUGUUCCAGCCCAGAAAGCCAACCCCUUCUAUGAGGAGUGGUGGUUCUUGGUGGUCAUCGCCCUGGUCGGCCUCAUCUUCAUCCUGCUGCUGGUCUUUGUGCUCAUCAUCCGGGGCCAGAGCAAGAAGUAUGCCAAGAAGACAGACUCGGGGAGCAGCGCCAAGUCUGGAGCCCUAGGCCACAGCGAGAUGAUGAGCUUGGAUGAAAGUAGCUUCCCUGCCCUGGAACUUAACAACAGGCGGCUCUCCGUCAAGAACUCUUUCUGUCGAAAGAACGGCCUGUACACCAGGUCUCCCCCUCGGCCCAGCCCGGGCAGCCUGCACUACUCAGAUGAGGAUGUCACCAAGUACAAUGACCUCAUCCCUGCAGAGAGCAGCAGUCUGACCGAGAAGCCCUCGGAAAUCUCCGACUCUCAGGGAAGUGACAGCGAGUAUGAGGUUGACUCAAACCACCAGAAGGCCCACUCCUUUGUCAACCACUACAUCAGUGACCCCACGUACUACAACUCGUGGCGGAGGCAGCAGAAGGGUAUCUCGAGGGCACAGGCCUACAGCUACACGGAGAGCGACUCGGGCGAGCCGGACCAUGCCGCCGUCACCAACAGCACCAGCACCCAGCAGGGCAGCCUCUUUCGGCCCAAGGCCAGUCGGACUCCAACGCCUCAGAAUCCCCCAAACCCCCCAAGUCAGCAGAGCACCCUCUACCGCCCCCCCAGCAGCCUGGCCCCUGGCUCCCGGGCCCCCAUCGCAGGAUUCUCAUCAUUUGUUUGACAUCGGAAGAGGAAAAAGAAAGAGAAAUGGCACCAAACUCCUCCUUCACCCCUCCUCUUACCGCCUGCCAGAAGACAAAAACACCAAGAAACCAAGUCAACUUUUCACCUCCUGAGUUUAUUUUUCCAGGGAUUCCAGCGCCAGCAAAGCCGGCGUGCAGAAGGAGGGGAAAACCGUGAGAGGAUGUGUGGGUGGCCAGCAGCUCUUUGGCUUUAAGAUGGUGGGGUUCACUGCUUCUUUGGGAAUUUCACAGAGCUGGGGAAGUGGCCGUAGUGUCACUGCUACGGACACAGAUUGGGGUGGCCCUCUGGAGAGAGAGAGGGAGUGAAGGUGGAGGACUAGGGGCCACCAGGCAGGCGUGGUCGAGGGAAGAAGAAGCUUCUGGAUGUUCAGCCAGCUGCCCUCUUCUAGCCCCUGCAGGACCCCUGGACCCACUGCCGCUACCCUCUGCAAAAAGGAUGGGUAUCCCAGAGGCCACGCCUGCCUUCUCUCCCUGUUCCUCCUUCCCCUCUCCCUCGUGCACCAUCACCACGGCUGGCAGACAGGCAUCGGACAGCCUCACCCAGACCCCUGUUCUGCCUGGGCAACCUCUACUGCCCACCUCCCCUGCUCAACUUCUCCACCAAGCAUUUGGUUUAUUUAGAAAAAGGAAGAAAAAAAAAACAAACUAAAGGGUGAGAAUUUGCUUAGCGCCUUCCUUGUUCCUGCUUUUUUUUUUUUUUAAUUUUGCAUCCAAGGAAGAGAGCCCAAGGGUAGGGGAGAGACCCCCAACCACUGACCCCUUCCUCCCUCUGCCAGAAUUUAUUUUCUUGAGCACGGACAAGGAGAAAUGAAGUCUGGGGAGCUGAGGCAUAAAUCAGGCGACUGGCCUGGGCACUGUGGGAUAAUUAGGUUUAAUGCAUUGUGGGUAAGAUAAGAAUGAAGCUUUGACUGUUCUCUUUCUUCCAAUCCAGGUUCCGUCUGCCCCGUCUUUAAAGGGGUAGUCAGCUACCCUAGGCUGGGAAGCGGGGCGAAGGUGAGGGAUCUCCCUCUGGGCAGACACGUCGGGCUCCACUGGAUAGAUCCUCAUCACACACAUAUACACACAUGCACGUGCACACACACAUAUCUCCCAUGUACUUCCAAGAUGUCCAAGGAGCCUCUACAGAAGAAACUCCUUUAGGCUUUCCUAGCCAGACAGCACACUCACUUUCAGAUCUGUGUCUCUUUCACUGUCCACCAUCAGCCUCCUAAGUACAGAGGCACAGGAGCCCAGAGGGAUGGCCUAAGUCCCUAGUCCAGAAGCUGAGUCACCCAGAGUUUGCCCAGUCUGCCUAGCACCCAAUUUAUAGACAAAGAAGCAAAGGUACCCUAACCCCCAGUAACAUCUUCCAGGCUGAGCUCUGCCUGGCCAGGGCCAGGAGGGGAAAUAGCAGGUCAGGAAGCUCAGUCCAAAGUGGACAUGGCAUUCGAGAUGCUCAUCCAGCAGGGGCAGGUCAGAUGGGACCAAGUGACAGAAAUAGCUGAUGGGAGGGAAAGCUUUUAUACACACACACACACACACACACACACACACACACACGAUCUGCUCCAAGGGGUGUUCCGCAAAAAGCCACAUCUAGGCUGGGCGAGGUGGCUCACGCCUAUAAUCCUAGCACUUUGGGAGGCCGAGGCGGGCGGAUCACCUGAGAUCAGGAGUUCCAGACCAGCCUUCACAACAUGGAGAAAUCCAGCCUCUACUAAAAAUACAAAUAGUAGCUGGGCAUGGUGGCACCUGCCUGUAAUCCCAGCUACUUGGGAGGCUGAGGCAGGAGAAUAGCUUAAAUCCAGGAGGCAGAGGUUGUGCUGAACCAAGAUCACACCAUUGCAUUCCAGCCUGGGUGACAAGAGUGAAACUCCAUCUCAAAAAAAAAAAAAAAAAAAAAAUAGUCACGUCUAGGGGCCAGGAUCUUCCCAUCCACUUGGUACUUCCAGAUGCCAGGAUUUAGGGAGAGGCCUUUUUAUCUAACUCCCUGGGUCAUCCAAGGCCCUCUGUGUCCCCAGCCAGUCCUGUAGGGCCCGCCCAAGGCCCCCCACCACCGCUGAGCUGGAUGGCAGAUGACCCAGUAGGGGCAUGUCCAGUUCAGUGCGGGUCCCUUCAUGGGGCAGGGCUCCCUGUGUGUACCGUGCACAGGUGCUGCUGGCCUUGUCCAAGAGAAGAUGAUGCCCUAAAGGUGGAUGAGCACAGUUCCAGGAAAACUGAGUAGGGGAAGUGGGAAACAAGGUAAGAGAGAACCUGUGCCCUCCCCACCAGCCCCAAGUCCGUCACUGCGCUAAUGGUGACUGGGAAGAGAAGUUAGAGUCUGGGGCCCAAAGAACAGGCACACCCAGCCAUGAGUUUUUCCUGAAGCACUUGACCCCUGGGAAACGUGAAGGGGGAGAUGCUGGUAGAUGGCUCAGCAGACAGCUCAACCCAGCUCCAGUGUCCAAACAGCCGUUUCUCCAAUGAGGAGGCCUUGGAAGGGAAGCACAAUCUUUUCCCCAAAGGAGAAGGGCUGAGGGUUUGCUCCUCUUGGAAGUAAGGUGCUCUCAGGGCCUCCUUGGACUUGUCUGGGGGCUGCAGUGGAGUCAGCCCAGCCCCUGCUCCGACCCUGCCUCCUCUACCUCCACCCUCUGCAGCAUCUGGCGUCUCCAUGGCAACACAUCUGCAGCUGCUGGCCUGUGAUCCUGCUGCGCUGCUUUCUUUCCUUUCCGCUCUGUUUUCUAAAUAACUUUAUCCUUUUCCUCUCUGCUGAGUCUUUAACCAUUUAAGGAAGUUCCCAGUUUGCAUUAGGGCAUUCUUUUAGCCCAGCCCAGUGAGGGAUUGUUUGGGAGGAAGUAGGGGUGAGUAAAAACAUUGUGUAUGUGUAUAUAUUGCACAUGAGGCCAGUUUUCCUUUGCCUUUAAUGAAUCACCUGGUGCACUAAGGUAGUCCCCCCACCCUACUCCCCACAAGCUCAUUCACACCCAUGCUGACACCUACGUGCAUGCAUGGAAUGGCACCCAUGCACGCCUGUACUCACACACAUGCACACACAUAUAUGCACAGAACACACAUCUGUAUGUGUGUUAGCAGAGGCUCUUGCAACUCCCUCUGAUGGCUGAAGCCACCUCCCCCUUGAGGCAAGAGUGGCCUGGGUUGCUUGCACUUGGGGUGUGGCUAGGAUCUGUUGUCUGAGAGGGUAAGGACACCAGGCAAAUUUGGACAAGCCCAUGAGAUCAGGCUGCGCCCACGAUGAAAGUCCCACACUUAGUACCAACCUAUCCGGAAUACUGUCUCCACAGCCUCAGUCACAGCUGGAAGCCCAGGUCUGCAGCUGUGGCACUUUAGAGGUUUUGUUUGUUUGUUUUUUGUUUUUUGUUUUUUGUUUUUGUUUUUUUUAGACGGAGUCUUACUCUGUCGCCAGGCUGGAGUGCAGUGGUGCAAUCUUGGCUCACUGCAACCUCCACCUGGGUUCAAGCGAUUCUUCCGCCUCAGCCUCCCGAGUAGCUGGGACCACAGGCGCGUGCCACCACACCCGGCUAAUUUUUGUAUUUUUAGUAGAGAUGGGGUUUCACCAUGGCCAGGAUGGUCUCGAUCUCUUGACCUCAUGAUCCGCCCACCUCGGCCUCCCAAAGUGCUGGGAUUACAGGCAUGAGCCACCGAGCCCAGCCGGGACUUUAGAGUUUUUAAGAACACAUCUCUUUGCCCUUGUUUACAUAUCUACUGGGGCAGCCGAGGCUCCCAACCCUCCUCCCAGACACCUGGCCAUAUUAGAAAGGGAUGGUGGGCACUGCGGGUGUGUAACAGGGACCCUUCCUGGCCUGUGAUUUUCUGAGCCAGUGAUGCCAGCGCCCUGCCUGUGGGACUCCACCCAAUGUAGGUUCACACCAGGACACACCUGGCACCUUUGGAAUUGCCUCCCUGUGCCCCAAGCAAUCUCCCAGUGUUGCACUCAGGAGCCCACGCUGGACACACCAGGGCUUUCCCCUUCCUGGCUGAGCCUCCAGAGUUGACAUCAGCUCCACACCCACACUGCCAAGACAAAGCAAAAAGAUGCACCAGGCUCCAGAACCACCAAGCUCCUCGGGCUCCAGGGAGUUUGCAAACCCAGGCUGCCUCCCCUUCUGUCCACCCCUCAGCCCCCAGCCCCCGAAACUCUUACCCCCAAACCUGACACUGCUGUGAAUGAGAGGAAACAAGGACACGGUGGGGACUGUCUCACCUGGUGCACGCUGCCUCGAGGCCUUCUGUUGCUGCCCACACCUCCCUGGGCAGCGCUUCUAAAGGUGCCAGAGCCUCACCGCAGUGCCACUCUGGCUGGGCAGGAGCUUCCCUCAGCUUCCCAGAGUGCACAUCUGAAGGUGCCUAUCCUGGGUGAGGGGCUGGUGGGCACGAGGGUAGAGGGGAGAUCAUCUGACAGCCACCACCCGCUCCCUAGUGCCUCUGUAUGGUCCUAGCCAGGGACCCCCACGGGCAUGCACACAUGGCAAUCCUGACCACCACCUGAGCACAGGUGCCCCCGCGGGACCACCCCCCUUCUCUUUGUUUCCAUCUGAAUAACCAAAAGCGUUUAAAUGUGUUACCUUUCUUCAUCCAUCUAGAUGCCAGAAACAAAAAUCAACACAAAUCUUUAUUUUUUGAUUUAAAAAAUAGAACAAAAAAUUAUGGGGAGAGUAUUCAUUAUGGCAGGUGUCUGUCUGUAAGAAAAAAAAUAUAUAUCUAUAUGUCAUAUAGCGUGUUAGCAGGUUUAUUUUUUAAAUGAAAAGUAAGAAAAAAAUUGAUUUGAAAUAUAUACCACGAGAAGUCCCAUGUCCUGUCAAACUGUCAGUAUUUUAUAAAUAAACUUUUUUUUUUGGA
Molecule: messenger RNA, 12450 nt
Organism: Callithrix jacchus (white-tufted-ear marmoset)
Lineage: Eukaryota; Metazoa; Chordata; Mammalia; Primates; Cebidae
Gene: SDK2
Product: sidekick cell adhesion molecule 2
Biological process (GO): cell-cell adhesion
Molecular function (GO): protein binding
Source: RefSeq, a predicted model, not a curated record